AUGACGGCUCACCGCUUUGAGAGCGCCAUGGAGGAGAAGACGUGGAUCUUACACACAGACUGCGGCUUGUCCGGCCGGCAGCGGCUGUGCCUGGCAGCGGUGCUGUGCUUGCUGACCUGUCCUGCCAGGACGGACGACGCCUGUCCGUCACGAUGUGUUUGUGCCAGAGACGCGGGGACGGUGACCUGUGAGGACUGGUGGGACUCGGGGCUGCCAGAACUCCCCGAGUGGACCCGCACCUUCGUGCUCCGCGGGGGGAACGUGUCAACUUUACAGCGCGGUGCCUUCAUGAACAACGGCAGCGAGUCGGAGGUCGCCGCUCUGUCGCUGUCCGGGAACGGGAUCCGGAGCAUCGAGCCGUACGCCUUCCUGGGGCUGACCCGGCUGCACUCGCUGGACCUCAGCCACAACCAGCUGGGCUUCCUGUCGGCCAGAUCUUUCCACGGGCUGCAGCAGCUGCGCUCCCUCUACCUCAACUGCUCCCUGCUGCCGGCGGCGCUCGCGCAGCUCCCCAGCGCGCUCAGCACGGAAAGUUUGCGCAACCUGCACCGUCUGGAGUUGGCGGGAAACCGGCUCCGGUCCAUCCCGCCGCUUCGGUUCGACCUCUACAACCUGCACAGCCUGGUCCUGACCAACAACUCCAUCGAGAGCGUCGGGAGGGAGGAGAUCAGCAGCCUGGACCGGCACCGGCGCACGCGCCUCUUCCUGGCCGCCAACCCGUUCCGGUGCAACUGCGAGCUGGAGGCCUUCUACUACUGGAUCAAGAACUCGUCCCAGUGCCAGGACGCCGCGCGGCUGGUGUGCAGCGAGCCGGAGAGCAAGCGCGGGCUUCCCCUGGAGAAGCUGCGGCGCGAGGACGUGGACUGCGUCACGGAGAACCUGGAGGCCGUCUCCUACGUCUUCCUGGGGAUCGUUCUGGCUCUGAUCGGAGUGGUGUUCCUCAUGGUUCUGUAUCUGAACCGAGAGGGCAUCAAACGCUGGCUCAACAACAUCAGGGAGGCGUGCAGGGACCAGAUGGAGGUCUACCAUUAUCGAUACGAGCAGGACUCUGACCCGAGGCUGGCGAACGUGGCGGUGUGAGGAGCUGCUGGAGCGAAGCUCUGGCCCUCGCUCCAGCAGCUCCCACGCCCAGGACUCCCAUCCCCUCCCUUCUGGUUCGUCCGUCACACCUCUCAUGGCCAGGUCCGAGACCUCACCAUGACUCAACCGUAUCCACCUUCAGAGCGGACAACACUCCGUGGUUUAUGGUCAGAGAACGGACAGAUGGACAGACUGAAUGCAAAACUGAAACUCAAAACCAAAAACCAAUUUGGCCCCUGAUCAAUGAGUUAUAAUCACAGACCACCAGAAUCAACCACUUAUUUUGACUAUUCACUGAAACACUUGCGUCACACUUCACUCUCAGCGAGUCGCCAUCACAGCAGCCUCCACAUCAUGCACCGAGUCAGCAGUAUUUUAGGAACCACGAGAGCCAGAGUACUUGGAGUAAACCACCUCACACUGGAGAUCAUUACAGGUCCUCACCGGCUGACGUCCAUCACUUUCUCUCACCUAUCUGAGACUGGCAGCCGGAGGAAGCUUGUCGGCAAAACCUUCCCAGGUUUUCGUUCAGAGAGACUCGAGAAUCACGAGUGGAUAAAGCGUCUU
Molecule: messenger RNA, 1647 nt
Organism: Synchiropus splendidus (mandarinfish)
Lineage: Eukaryota; Metazoa; Chordata; Actinopteri; Syngnathiformes; Callionymidae
Gene: tpbgl
Product: Wnt-activated inhibitory factor 2
Exons: 1
Coding region: 1-1080 (359 amino acids)
Biological process (GO): negative regulation of canonical Wnt signaling pathway
Cellular component (GO): plasma membrane
Molecular function (GO): protein binding
Source: RefSeq, a predicted model, not a curated record